GGGUGGAGAGAACCGCGCGCAUACAUAACGACGGAGCACCAUAACCAAAAUCACUCACUGUCAUUCAUGCGUUUGGUCUUCAACCGAAUCCUUUCACGGACUGUCUUUACACAAAACGAGGAUGAGGGAAGAGUCACGCGGGUUCUGUUUUCUUAAUUGUUUUUUAUUCAUCAUCAGCGCCCGGCAAUGGGUGUCCGCGAGCAGGAACCUGCGCCCGUGCAAUGAGACAGACUACUACUAUGAGUAUACAGAGUGUGACAGUGUAGGGUCUCGAUGGAGGGUGGCCAUCCCCCACAUUCUGGGCACCUGCUCAGUCCUGCCUACUCCCACCAGAGGAACAGACUGCUCGUUCUCGUGUGCGGUGGGAGAGUUCCUAGAGAUGUCCGCUCAGCAAUGUACGCCUUGUGCUGCCGGCUCCUAUUCGCUGGGCAGUGGGGUGCGUUUCGACCAAUGGGACACUAUCCCUGCCGGCUUCACCAGCCUGGCCACCUACAUGGACCCAGGACCCAGUGGAGAGGAGAGUCAGGCCUGUAAUAGCUCGUCGUGGACGCCGCAGGGUGUGUAUCUGGAGUCUAGUCGUGAUGAGUGCACCGUGUCUCUGGUCUAUGCUGUGCAUCUGGAGCAGCAGGGCUCUGUCUCCUUCAGCUACCAGUACCCUGACAACAACAUCUUUUUUGAGUUCUAUGUCCAGAACGAGCAGUGUCAGGAGAUGGCCCAGACAGACGAUCAGAAGUGGAUCAAACUCACCACCAACGGAGAGUGGGACACACACACGGUGAAUCUUAAGUCUGGCACUAACAUACUGUACUGGAGGACGACCGGGAUCCUGGUCGGAGGGAAGAUGGUUAAACCAGUGUUGCUCAGGAACAUCCAGAUUGAGGGUGUUGCCUACACCUCGGAGUGUUUCCCGUGCCGACCAGGCUGGUUUAGCUCCUCCCCUGGCUCCUCCUCCUGCCAGCCCUGCCCCAGGAACACAUCGUCUAACAAGGGAGCCGCCUCCUGUACUCCCUGCCCCGACACACAGUACUCACAUGAAGGAUGGUCACAGUGUAAGGAGAGGCCUCCAUGUUCAGAGAAGGAUUACUUUCAGAUACACACAGCCUGCGACAGCGAGGGAAAGACUCAGGUGAUGUACCGGUGGGUGGAGCCGAGGAUCUGUGAGGAGAAUGUGACGGGCGCUGUGGCACUGCCCCCUACAGGGGAGAGAGAGGCCUGCCCUCCCUGUAACCCUGGUUACUACAACACCAACGACUCCACCUGCUUCCCCUGUCCUCCUGGAACACACUCUGACGGCACCUCAGUGUGUGAGGAGUGUCCUGCAGGAACAGAGCCAGUACUGGGGUAUGAGUAUAAAUGGUGGAACGUCCUCCCUUCCAACAUGAAGACUUCCUGCUUCAACGUGGGCAACUCCAAAUGUGACGACAUGAACGGCUGGGAGGUGGCAGGGGAUCACAUCCGCAGCGGUGCUGGAGGCUCGGAUAACGAUUACCUCAUCCUGAACCUGCAUGUUCCUGGCUUCAAGUUACCCACAUCACUUGCUGGGAUGACCGGGACUGAGUUUGGCCGGAUCACCUUCGUCUUCGAGACAAUCUGCUCUGCUGACUGUGAGCUCUACUUCAUGAUGGAUGUGAACAGGAAGAGCACCACAGUGGUGGAGUCAUGGGAGGGCAGUAAGGAGAGACAGAGUUACACACACAUCAUGACCAGGAAUGCAUCCGUAUCAUACACUUGGGCCUUCCAGAGGACCAACCAGGCUCAGGACGUGCGGCGGUACAUCAGUGACGUGGUGAUACUCUACUCGGUGAGCGUGACAAAUGUCCAGGAUGGCGUGGCAUCUGCUUGCCGGGCCUGCGCCCUCCUAUCCCAGAGUUCUCAGCGGUCUGGGUCGUGUAUUCCAUGCCCAGCUGGGUUCUACAUUGACAGAGACACCAACCGGUGCCAGGAGUGCCCCCCCAACACAUACCUGUCUGGUCACCACACAUAUGGAGAAGACGCGUGUCUGCCCUGUGGCCCCGGGAGUAAGAGCAACAAGGAGCACUCUCGUUGCUAUAGCGACUGCUCCUUCAGUCACACGGAGCACAACCGUACCCUGACCUUUGACCUGAGCUCUCUGAGCACCGUGGCCUCGCUCACCAUCGGCCCCAGCUUCACCUCUAAAGGCACAAAGUACCUCCACGUCUUCAACGUCAGCCUGUGUGGACACCAGGGGAAGAUGGCAGCUGUCUGCACAGAUAAUGUCACCGAUCUCGCCAACAAGGACAUGGGGAGUGAUUCCACCCAGUUCGUCAACUCAGUGGACAGCUUCAUCUGUCAAUCAACCAUCAUUCCUGCGGAUGGGCGGGGCUUCAGGAUGGCUCUGGCAUCCCAGUCUAUCAGUCUGGCUGAUACCUUCCUCGGAGCGACAGUGGACAGUGAUUUAGACGGAAUAAACGCCAGACCAGAACUCUUCUCUGACAACUCAAAAGGCAUUCCAGACAUCAACUUCUUCUACAGGUCUACUCAAGCGACUGGAUCCUGUGAGCGUGGUCGGAGUGCGGUCAUGACAAUACGCUGCAACCCAGAGAAGAUGGACCGCGGGCAACUCACAGUGCCCAGUGCGUGCCCUGCAGGUACAUGUGACGGCUGUACGUUUCACUUCCUAUGGGAGAGUGGGAGCGCCUGUCCCCACUGCACCCAGGAUGACUAUCACCAGAUAGAGGGAGCCUGCAAGGGAGGGGUCCAGGUGACUCUGUCUGUGUGGAAUGAGCCAAAGCUGUGCACCAAAGGCAUGUCCCUGCCAGCUAAGAGCUCCGCCCCAUGCGAGGCCAUUGCCCUAUGGCUAAAGGUGGGGGUAGGGGGCGGGGCCUUCUUAGCUGUGCUGCUCGUCUCUCUCACCUUCUAUUUCUGGAAGAAGAACAAGAGGCUGGAGUAUAAGUAUUCUCGGUUGGUGAUGUCAGCCAAUAAGGAAUGUGAGCUGCCGGUGGCGGAUAGCUGUGCCCUGGCCGAGGGGGAGGAGCCUGAAGAUGACGUGGUCUACUCCCACAAACCGUCACUGCUCGGCAAGCUCAGGGCCAUCGCCAACAAGCAGAGGGAGGGAGACAGCAGUGAGUCAGUACAGCUGAAGUCAUCCCAGUCUGAGAGAUGGGUCUGGGGGUAACGAUGAGCAAGAACGAAGAGAGAGAAAGAAAGAAGAGAGAGAAAGAAAGAGAGAGAAAGAAAGAAGAGAGAGAAAGAAAGAAAGAAGAGAGGAAGGAAGGAAGAAGAGAGGAAGGAAGAAGAGAGAGAAAGGGAGAAGAGAGAGAAAGAAAGAAGAGAGAGAAAGAAAGAAGAGAGAGAAAGAAAGAAGAGAGGAAGGAAGGAAGAAGAGAGAGAAAGGGAGAAGAGAGAGAAAGAAAGAAGAGAGAGAAAGAAAGGAGAGAGAAAGAAAGAAGAGAGGAAGGAAGGAAGGAAGAAGAGAGAGAAAGGGAGAAGAGAGAGAAAGAAAGAAAGAAGAGAGAAAAAAAGAAGAGAGAGAAAGAAAGAAGAGAGGAAGGAAGGAAGAAGAGAGGAAGGAAGGAAGAAGAGAGCGAAAGGGAGAAGAGAGAGAACGAAAGAAGAGAGAGAAAGAAAGAAGAGAGAGAAAGAAAGAAAGAAGAGAGAGAAAGAAAGAAGAGAGGAAGGAAGAUAGAAGAGAGGAAGGAAGGAAGAAGAGAGAGAAAGGGAGAAGAGAGUAAGGAAGAAAGAAGAGAGGAAGGAAGGAAGAAGAGAGGAAGGAAGGAAGAAGAGAGGAAGGAAGAUAGAAGAGAGUAUGGGAGAGAGAAAAAGAAGAGGAAGGAAGAUAGAAGAGAGGAAGGAAGGAAGAAGAGAGAAAGGGAGAGAGAAAAAGAAGAGGAAGGAAGAUAGAAGAGAGGAAGGAAGGAAGAAGAGAGAAAGGGAGAGAGAAAAAGAAGAGGAAGGAAGAUAGAAGAUAGGAAGGAAGAGAGAAAGGGAAAGAGAAAAAGAAGAGUAAGGAAGAUAGGAGGAAGGAAGGAAGAAGAGAGAGAAAGGGAGAAGAGAGUAAGGAAGAUAGAAGAGAGGAAGGAAGGAAGAGGAGCGAAAGGGAGAGAGAAAAAGAAGAGUAAGGAAGAUAGAAUAGAGGAAGGAAGGAAGGAAGGAAGAAGAGAGAAAGGGAGAGAGAAAAGAAGAUUAAGGAAGAUAGAAGAGAGGAAGGAAGGAAGAAGAGAGAAAGGGAGAGAGAAAAAGAAGAGUAAGGAAGAUAGAAGAGGGGAAGGAAGGAAGAAGAGAGGAAGGAAGGAAGGAAGGAAGAAGAGAGGAAGGAAGGAAGAAGAGAGAGAAAGGGAGAAGAGAGGAAGGAAGAUAGAAGAGAGGAAGGAAGGAAGAAGAGAGAGAAAGGGAGAAGAGAGGAAGGAAGGAAGAAAGAAAGAAGAGAGGAAGGAAGGAAGAAGAGAGGAAGGAAGGAAGAAGAGAGAAAGGGAGAGAGAAAAAGAAGAGUAAGGAAGAUAGAAGAGAGGAAGGAAGGAAGAAGAGAGAAAGAAUAGAGGAAGGAAGGAAGGGAAAGAGAGGAAGGGAGAGAGAAAGAAGAGAGGAAGGGAGAGAGAAAGAAGAGAGGGUUGGCACUGAGUUCCACUCCUCUUCAUGUCUCCUGGGCUGUUUAUUCCUGAGAACUCCAUCGUGGCUCCAGCCACUCCAGUUUUCUCUGCAAAGGUACUUGUUCCCAUGAUUCUGACUAAAAACUGGAAAGUGGUUUGGCUCUCCACCCUAGACCCUACAACACAGGGGAACACAUUCCUGCUUAAUGCUAUGGAUAUUAUAGGGCUGCAAAUGAAAGGAACUGUCACUGUUUUGUAUAUUUUGUAUUGUCAUUUGGAGUUUAUCUGUACAGUCAUGUCUAAAGUAUUUAUAAUUAUUAAUGUUGGUAUGAUUCAUCUUUAUUAAAUUCUCACUUGGCUUUGGGGCCGUGUU
Messenger RNA from Oncorhynchus nerka (sockeye salmon), 4920 nucleotides. Its product is annotated as endosome/lysosome-associated apoptosis and autophagy regulator family member 2-like. The coding region runs from base 122 to 3136 and encodes 1004 amino acids. Gene Ontology annotation, cellular component: membrane. Lineage: Eukaryota; Metazoa; Chordata; Actinopteri; Salmoniformes; Salmonidae. The record is from RefSeq and is a predicted model, not a curated record. Gene Ontology annotation, biological process: positive regulation of BMP signaling pathway. The transcript is spliced from 22 exons.